AUUGUUCCGUGGUGCCAUCAGAAGACCAACAACCAUGACUUCUUCAAGCAGUGCAGUUAUCUUGGAAAAUGUUCGGAAUGGAAAAUUCCAAAACAUCGAUAAAGAAGUUCAGGCCUACAUUGAACCCACUAUGAAUGAACAUGCAUCACAAAAAAUACAAAAAACUAUUGGGUUCUUCUGCAUACAAUUCCUACACAGUAGUGUAGGCCAUCUUAACACUGCGAAGGAUGGCUUUAGCAGUCUUCUUGUAGCAAUACAUAUUGCAUACAGUUGCAUCAAGAACAACAAUGAACACAUUCCAGUUAAAGAUCCUGUUAUGUUGCACAAAGUUCUUUUCCACAUUAUCAAAAAUUUGAAGGAACAGAAUCUUAUAGAAGAAGUUAAGAGAGUGGCUGACUACUUGUUGCAUGAAGUCGAUUGCCUAGAUGGCGAAACUAAAAAACAAGUUGACGUCAUCUGUAAUAAUAGCUACAUCAUAUUGUGGAACAGUGCCAUACAACAAGAGGAGAUACAGAAAACUGAUACAGAUAAAGACAAUAGAGAUCCUGUUCUAAUGCUACAAUUGAGAACAAAAGCGCUCAAAUUCUGGAUGCUCUCUCAUAAUUCAAAUGAUGACACUCUUAUAGAGAAGGCAAAGGUUGCUGUACAACGAUUUGAUAAGACAUUGCAGGAAAAAUACCCCAAUAAUCAAAAUCUCCCACCUGAAGUUUUAACUGCUCACAAAGAAUUUAUAGAUGGCGUUUGCCAACUUACAACUUCUCUGUCGGAGAACUAUGGUGAAACAGAUAAAGUCUCCGGGAUACUUGGUGAAUUUUUCAUAUUUAACUUGACACUCAGAUUUGUUGCUAGGCAGCCACCAUUUAAGAAAAACAUACAAGACAAAUUGAAUGGUGUUUCAUCAAAAGUUGAUUGUGAUGUAAAAUUGAAUGAAGGGUGUGUGAAGUUGAUAGAUUUCUCCUCAAAAUUUCCAACAUUGUUAUCUACCGGAGAUAUAGCACAUCCAGAUAUUGUGAAUGAUAUAAAUGAUUAUAAUGCUUACUUUAAAACACUGAUCUCAGGAGCCCAAACGAUUCCACAUCAACUCAACAUGAUAGUUGACAGCUACAAGAUUUUUUACAACCAUCUAGAAACACACAUAAACAAAAAACAAACAGUGUCCCCAGGUAUGACCGACCUUCUAGAUUCAAUGCUAGUCACAUUCGGAAUGCUAUAUGAAAAACUACAAAAUCAGAAACUCUCUAGUGAUGAUUGUAAUGCCCAAGUGGAUGAGAGAAGGACCCAGCAAAUCUAUAGCCAUGUCGUGAGACAGAUAGAUGCGCUUGAGUUGAGAUUCCAACUUGCAUCAUUGCAGUACACCACAAAAGAUGCGUCAACUUUAUACAACCUAUGCUCUACCUUAUUAGAGGCACACUGUCUCCUUAUAGACAACAACAAACAGAGGCAUCCCACAUUGGCCAAGGAAUACUGCAAUUUAGCCUCUGCCAUCAAUCAGUUUGGUAGAAUGGUGCAUAGUAAAGAUCCAUGCCCUGAAAACAUCAAGUUCUGCCUGUUGGCACUGCAAUAUUACAAGAAGUGGGUCUAUGCUGAACCAAAUGAAGUCCAAACCAGAAUAACAAAGGUUGGGUUAUGGGGAAGGUAUGAAGCUGUUGUAGACGCCUACAGGAGAAGUGGUUGCUAUGGUGAUGCUGUCACCACAUUUCUCGAAGGCGUAGAAGCUGACAGUCGACAGAUACAUGAAAUCGCAGAAUCUUGGGCCAAGAUAAAGCGAGAUUCGUCAAAAUCAGAAAAAUUUUCUCACCUUAUAUCAAAGACCCUCCUAGAUGUACUUGAGGAAGGGAACAUCAAAGUUGCUCAUGACUCCUGCACUGUACUGGAACAGGACUUCAAUGCAAUGAAGAAAUAUUGCCCUAAGAGGUAUGAGAGUCAGUAUGCGGUGGUUGCAUCCCUCUUGAAGAUUUGUACAGACAAACAGAAGAAGGCGCAUGUACUCACUGAGUUAGCAGGCUUGUUGUGGAGUGCAGGGGGAAAGACAAAAGAAUGGGGGAUAGAUAGGACUGCAAUAGAAUGCUGUGAGGAGGCGGUAGGACUACUAGAGGGUCUCUAUAAGAAAGUGAAAUCUCCCCAACCCCAGCUGUGUGAUGAUUUGGCCAAAUCUCUCUACUGGCUGUACCUCACCAAGUCACAUCAGAUGAAACAAGAGAUUGUUGAUGUGAAGCCAGCGAAACAAUCACAUGCUUCCGACCCUAUAAAUGAUGAUGCCCUAGAUAACCCAGAGAUGUCUUCCCUCUCAGGGGACUUUUUCACCAUCAGUGAGGAGCACCUGGUCAUGGCUCCCCUCAACCGAGCCCUUGAUAUAUGGGAAAUUUGUAUAACAAAGAAAGGUUGCACCAAAGAGAAUUUUCGUAAUAUUCAACAGACCAUUGCAUCGCUGAAAGCCAUGGCUGACAUCUAUAAACUAACAAACAAGCCUACCCAUGAGCUCAGAACUCUAUGUCUGCUGAAAAAGGCUUCAUUGCUAGGCAAGAGCUGGCAAAAGUAUGCGGACUGCCUGGCUAGCCUAGUGCUCCUAUGUUGUAGCCAGGGCAGGCUGCAAACUGCACUGACCAACAUGGAACUGGCCAAAACAGUCCUUGAAGACCACCCAGAGGUGCAAUGUUACCAGAUAUGGUUAGCUGAGGCAGAAUACUACAUGCUUACUGACAAGAUUGAGGAGGGGUACCAAGUUCUACAGAAUACAGUGAAACACAAAGAGACCAAUAUGCCAGAGAAGACAAAGGAGAGAUACCUGCUUGAUGGUGCCAUACAGAGGCUGCUAUCCCGCUACGCAACCCUGACCCCCCACAAACUUAAUGUCUCACCCAAGAUUGGAGACAAUGCUCUAGAUUUUGCUUUUGAAGCUGUGAGGUCCAACUCAGCAGUUGUGAAUUUUGUAGUGAAGGGCAUCUCUUCUCAGCAGCCUGAUAUGAGUUUUACUCAAGCUGAAAACAGUAGUUCUCAAUGGCAUGUAGUUUGUGAGCUGUUGGCUUCUUUACAACAUCUUGUUCAUAUCUACAUCACCCUAGGUCUCCCCAAAGAAGCUCUUUUCUUUUCCAAGGAGGCUCUGAAGUAUGCUAAAGCAUUCAAUAUUCCUCGCAGGAUAGCGGAAAUAAAGUUGCUGAGUGCCCGUGUGCUGUACCUUAGUGACAAGUUCACAGAUAGCAAUGCUGACCUCAAUGUCGUCAAGUAUGUUCUAGGCUCACAGAUCAACAAAUCAAACAAGAAGUUGAAGAAUAACAAAAACAUCAAACAGCAACUGAAGAAAGAACUAGAUGAUAUUUGUAGCGAAGAUGAAGAUUUUAUUCAGUCAAAAAAACUGAAUGAAGAGGAAGGGCCUUGGAUGAAAAAUAAAAAUUUGGUAGCUUCGCCAAAACUUUUAAACAAAACAAAAGUGUUACCUGACUAUGCUGAGCAUACUACUAAGUGUACUUGUGAGUUAUGUUCUGAUAUAGGACUCCAUCACUUGACCCUGCAGUCCCUGAUUUGCAAUGUGGAGACCCUGUUCCUGCAGGAUGUUGAAACCAAAGAACCUCUUGCAAUGGCUUUCCAGUUUUAUAACAUUAUCAAAACUAGAGAUCAAGAAUUGCCUAAGAUAUUAUCGAUAGAUUGCAGUACAUCAAACAAAACUGAUAAAUUUGAGGUGAACAGCAUUGACUAUACACCUGAGCUUAUAUCACUGCACAACAUAGCUGCUAAAAUAUCCCUUGAGGAGUUAGACUAUGAUGCUGUUCAUGUGCACACAAAGAAAGGACUUGAAUUACUUAAUACAGUCGACAACCCAGAGAGAGUCGAGAUUGCUAACAAUCUAGAGGCAGAACUCAUGUAUACAAAUGCUUUGGUAGAUCUUCAGAAAGUUCUAUGUGAGACUGACUUUGAAAAUCUAGAAGAACACAUUGAGAGUGUCUAUUUAGGGGAAAAACAAAGCAUACAGGAACAACUUGUUGCAGAUUUUGAAAAAAUUAACCUCGAUUGGAAACAAAAUCAAAAUGACCAGUGUGCCAAUAAAAUUAAGGAGGGAGAUGGUAAAACAUUGGGAGAUAGAAAUGUGAAAUCAUUGGAUGUCCAACCCUGUGCUGUUUCAUCUUUCAAGACACCAGCUAGGAAGAUCCCAUCUAGAUCAACAAUAAGAAAGCCCAGGGUAAUGGAAUUAAAGGAAGAAUUGGGUAUUGACAGCCCCAUACCCUUUGAAACCCCACAAGCCAGUUUGGAAAUUCCAAAUAGUGUUAAGUCAAAGAAGCGUGGAGGACGUCCUAAAUCUGGUACAACUAUUAAGAAAAAUGAUGUGUCUUUUCUAACUCCAACAAAAAACCCAUUUAGUACAAUCACUGCUUCAAUGAAAAAACCAAGCAUUAAAAUCUAUCAUGAUGAAGAUGAAGAGAACAACCCUAGGCUGGCAAUGAAGACUCCUGUAGCUCAGAACAUGACGCCCAAGACUCCUAGCUGUGCAAGCAGUCGUAAGACCAUGUUAGAUGAACUCCUUAACAGUGAUAGUGAAGAUGAAUUACUAAAGACUAAAAAGGGAGCAAAAGGCAGAGGAAAUGCUGUGAAACCAAAAGCUAAAUCAACAGUAAGACGUGGACGAAAGAGCACCAAACAAGAAGAUGCUGAAAAUAACACAAUCGUUACACAAUCCACAACCAAGGUUCAGCGUAACUCAAGGCUGCUCCAAACUAUCAAUGCUGAUCUGACUCCUACAAGUAGCCCCGUUUCGAAAUUAUUCAAACCAGGAGCUCUUACACCAUCAAAAAUACCAAUAUUCUCAACACCCGAGAAAUCUGAUAAUGUUUAUGAUUUCCCUUACUCUGCUGAGAAACCCAAAGGCAAGAAGAAAGCAGUUCGAGCCACAAAAACUAAGAAACCAAUCAAGCUUGUAGAAACUACAGAUAUUGUUAACAGAAAAGAUGACAAACUUAAAGCUGCAAUUGCAGAGUUUAAUGAUGUUGACAUGCAUGAUUUUAUAAUUGAAGAUGAACCCGCGAUAAAACGUGUGAAGGCUGUACGAGCACCAAGGAUGACACGAUCUAAAGCGGGUCGGGCAGAAGAUAACAGGGAGAUUUUAGAUGGUGACAUCCAUGUUGAUUUGAAUGAAUCCCUGUGUAUUCCUGAGGAGGAAAUUACUAGCCCUGUAGCUUCACACCAGGCCCAGAAAGAACAAUCUCCAAAUAAUCACUCAUUUGUAGAGGAAGUCACUACGGAACAAGCGCAAUUUGUCCAUAUAGAACACAUGCGUGGAGAUGCACCUGAUAACCUUCAAGAUGACAAUCUCAACCCAGUGAGUCCUUUAUCUCUUCCACCAGAUCAAAAUCUUGAUGAUUCCACCGAAACACUAAGAGCUGAUGAUGACUCUGACACAGAGAACACAAAGCCAAGAGCAAGGAAAAAGCGUGGACCAAAAGCGAAAAAAUCCACUGGGAAAAAGGAAGUGGAGCGUGGUGCUAACCUAGAAGAAAAUGGUUCAUGUGAGACACCAGAGAAGAUACCAAGAGGGAGGAAUGCAUCCAAGAAGAAUCAGAAAUCUGCUGCUGAUAAAAGAAAGCCUAAUUCAACUGUAAUCAAUGUGCCUGGGAUGAAGGAGUUGUUUACAAAGAUACAAGGUGAUCCACCCUCUGUGCUAUACAAUCGAGUUUGCCAUAUUCUUGCCCUGGCCUCCCUGGAUCAGCCCUCUCAGGCAGCAUACUACCUUACUGAGGCUAUGGGAGUCUCAUUUAGACAUGCUUUGUUGAACAAUGCUGGGAAGAGAUUAAAGAAACUGUUGAAGGAUAAUGUGGGUGCAGUGGAUGGUGAAAGAAAGAGGGUUGAUUCCAUGUGGAACCAUGUACAGUUCAAUAAAACAAUGGAGGACCAUACUAAUAUGGUUGACACUAUCCCACAAGAUUGGUCCGUGUGUCAGGUCUCUGUUAUUGAACUUCCCAACUCUACAACACGCCAGAUGUACGCCACAAGGUUCCGCAAGGGUGCAAAACCACUUAUCGUACACCUACAUGGGUUCCAGACAUCACAGGGGCAGAAACUAUUAGAUGCGUUCCAUGAGAUUAUAGCUGAGAGUAAAUCAAGUCUAGGACUCACUGAUAGCAUACAAUGGUGGUCAAAGCGCAGAGGACUGGACGCACAGUUGAAACAACUUGUUCUGGACAUGGAGAAGAUUUGGUUUGGCUGUUGGAGAGGAAUUCUCAAGGGUCAGUUGUGUGAUAAAUCAACACAGAACACAGUGAAUGACACAUUGAACACACUUGUUGAGACCCUGACACAACAUGGGGUCAUUGUGGAUUCAAAUCAACAAUCAAUGCUAGAGAUGCUUCUGGAUUGUGAGACCUCGUACAGCGUGAAUCAACUCCAGGCAAUAUUGAAGCAUAUCUUGGGCUCCAGUCAGUCAGAUGAAUGUGUUCAUGCUGUUAAAGCUGCCAUGGGAGCAAAAUGGGAGACAAAUGGGAAAAGACAACCUGUCGUUCUCAUACUGGAUAGGUUGAUCCAACAUCUACCAUGGGAGUGUAUGCCAUGUUUGAGCACCACACCCGUAACCAGGGUCCCCUCUUUACACUUCUUGUCUGCCCACUUGGCCCACCAGCAGUCCCUAGAGGACAAUGUCUUCCAACGUGGUGUUGACCCAACUGAUACGUUUUAUGUGCUGGACCCUGAGGGCAACCUUGCCAACACUAAGGAGACACUACAGGAAUGGUUCAAAAAGGAGAAGGGCUGGAAUGGUGUUAUAGGGAAACCUCCCACUGCAGAUCAGUUCAAGGAAGGCCUCACCCAGCAUGAUAUGCUUGUAUACUGCGGACAUGGUCACGGGGGAAAGUUCCUGCAAGCUGAUAGCCUUCAACAGAUCAACUGUAAGGCUGCUACCUUUCUCAUGGGCUGUAGCAGUGGCAAACUGGUUGCUUCAGGAUGUUUUGAGGCUCAAGGCAUGGUCCUUAGUUACUUCAUGGCUGGAGCGCCAUCUAUUGUUGCAUGCCUAUGGGACAUCACUGAUAAAGACAUUGACAAGUUCACAGAGGAGUUUAUCAAGUCAUGGAUUGCAGGAAAAUCUGGUGCAAAACUAUUGGACUUCAUAAAUCCCAGUAGGAAAAUCUGCAAGCUUCCUCAUCUUAUAGGAUCUGCACCUGUUGUGUAUGGACUCCCUGUGCAACUAAAAUAGGAUUUGCAGCUGUUGUGUGUGGACUCCUUGUGCAACUAAAAUAGGAUUUGCAGCUGUUGUGUGUGGACUCCCUGUGCAACUAAAAUAGGAUUUGCAGUUGUUGUGUCUGGACUAUCUUAGCAAUUGAAAUGAAAUGGGAUCUGCAGCUGUUGUGUGUGGACUACCUCUGCAACUAAAAUAACAGGGUCUGCAGCUGUUGCAUGUGGACUAUCUUAGCAAUUGAAAUAAAAUGGGAUCUGCAGCUGUUGUGUGUGGA
Molecule: messenger RNA, 7427 nt
Organism: Owenia fusiformis
Lineage: Eukaryota; Metazoa; Annelida; Polychaeta; Sabellida; Oweniidae
Source: the annotation of a GenBank genome assembly